GCAGACUCCGCGCAGCGGCAACCGGAAGAGCUGUGAUGGACACCCCCGGAAGCAAGAUCCGGGUGCUCUUUAAUCAUGCCUUAUGCUCGAGGGGGUAUUUAUGAGGGAAUCUGAUCAAUGAAUCUAAGUUUGCAGGCGCUGAGCUUUCUGUUUAUCACUUGCGUGAUGUUCACGCUGGCUGGCGGCCAUCCAUCAAGCGAGAAGCUGAAGAUCCGCAUACACGUGCCGGUGAAGCACCACACACAUGUCCACACGAAGACGGUCAUUAAGAAGGUCCCGUUGCCCAUUCCGGUACCGGUCAAGGAGCACCACCACGAACCGCCCAAGAAGCACCACAGUCGCAGCCACCACCAACAACAACAACACCACGAGGAUGAAAUGGACGACGACUUCGAGGGCUACGAGUAUCCCGUGAAGGCCAAGCGACGCACGCGGCAUCCCUUUGUCUGAAGCUGCAGUGGCGGGAACCACCCACAGCCUCCCUCCCCCACAACACCAAGCCACUCCACACAGCGGGGGGAAAUGAAAUCAAAUGAAAUACAAUUUACGCAGAUUAAGGCAAAUAUAAACCAAAACACGAGCCAGCAGCAUGAGUACGAUACAUAAAGGAAAGAAAGGACAAAGCAAUGAAAGAAAAAGCAAAGCGAAGCAAAGAAAGGGAAAUCACAAUUCUGGGUCUGAUUUGUCACUGUUUUUAGUGUGUAAGCAGAGUUAGAAGA
Molecule: messenger RNA, 719 nt
Organism: Drosophila obscura
Lineage: Eukaryota; Metazoa; Arthropoda; Insecta; Diptera; Drosophilidae
Exons: 3
Coding region: 118-450 (110 amino acids)
Source: RefSeq, a predicted model, not a curated record